AAUACGUCUAUCAUACCAUUUUCUUCGACGGAACACUUUAUAAAUUUACAGAAUGGUUCAUUUUUAAGAGAUUACUUGAAUAAACAUUUGAUGUUGUCUUGAUGGUAGAGAUCUUCAGUAUAUUUUCUACAAAAAUAACAGAAUCAUCAAAUUUCUUGCCAGAUCUGACAAUAGCCAAUGCAUCUUGGUAGGUAACAAGGAAUCAGGUGGAGCGGAUAGAGGGUUGGGUAAUGGCCACUGCAGAGUCCUCUGACAACACUCCCAACAUCUCUGUGACAGUUCCUAGCAGCCCCGAGGAACUGCCAUCGCCUGUAACCAAAGAGGGGUCACCCAGGGUUCCGAAAGACAAUGUGAAGAACGGAGGAGAGGGAAGCGGAGAUGGGUCCGGGACAUCACCUUCUGGGUUCUACGGCUCUCCUAGCUCCAGGAAGCAGGGUGGGGAUAGUCCCGGGGGUGGCGACGCAGGUAGUCCUGGCACCCCACUUUCUUUGGACACUACUUUGAAGAGUCGUCAGAGUGUUGAUUCCCUUGGGACGCUGGCGAGCCAGUGCAGUAUUGGAGAUGGGGACACCAGUAGCCUGACCAGUGGGGCUAGUAGCCCAGGGGGAACCAGCUGUGGGAGUGGGAGAGUUGAUUCAAAGCUGGGAAAGAUCGAGGUGAUCAGAGGCAGUACUGAAGAAGAACUGUUGGCAAAGAUGGAAGAGCAAAACAGGCUUUUGGAGGCAGACUCCAAGUCUUUAAAGUCAGUGAGGUCUUCAAGGAGAGGUUCCAAUGCCAGCCAACAGUCUACCAGCUCUUCCACCAGUAACCUAAGCAGCCAGGCACUGAACAACAGCAGCGGGAGCGGAGGAGGUGCAGGAGGUGGAGGAGGCACAGGGAGCGUCGGAGGAGGGCCGGAGGAUGAGGAGAGCAUGAGCACGCAGGACCAGUGGUUGAUAUGGGGGAAGAUUGUCAAUGACUGGGAUGAAUACUCAAAGAGGAAGAGCAAACAAUUGAAGGAGCUUGUACGACUGGGUAUCCCGCACCAUUUUCGGGGCAUCGUCUGGCAGCUGAUGUGCGGUGCCUUCAACUCCCCUCUCAAGGAACAGUAUGCCCUCUACCUGAAGAUGCAGUCGUCCUACGAGCGGGUGAUCCGCAGAGACAUCGCCAGGACGUACCCUGAGCAUGAGUUCUUCAAGGAGAAGGAUGGACUGGGCCAGGAGACGCUCUUCAAUGUCAUGAAGGCUUACUCGUUGCAUGACAGAGAGGUUGGAUAUUGUCAAGGAAGUGCCUUUAUUGUUGGUCUUCUUCUUAUGCAGAUGCCAGAGGAAGAGGCUUUCUGUGUUCUUGUCAAACUGAUGCAGGACUAUGGUAUGAGGGAACUCUUCAAGCCAAACAUGGCCCAUCUAGGUCUCUGUAUGUUCCAGUUUGAGUGUAUGAUUCAGGACCUAUUACCUGAGCUUUACAAACAUUUUACGGCGCAGGGCUUCCAUACAUCGAUGUACGCGUCGUCAUGGUUUUUAACACUCUUUGCUGUCUGCUUGCCAAUCUCCCUCUCAAUGAGGAUCAUGGAUCUAUUUAUCUCAGAAGGUAUGGAAGCCAUCUUUAGGAUAGGAGCCGCUAUCCUUCAGCUGAACUGUGAAGACCUUCUAAGACUAGACAUGGAGGAGAUGUUAAGGUUCAUCCAGAAACACGCUCCUAAGAUACAUGAAGAUGAACCAGAGCAUCUUCUUCAGUCUUCCUACCUCAUUAAAUAUAAUGCAAAGAAGAUGAAAAGGCUAGAAAAAGACUACUUUACAUUCAAAGAAAAGGAGACUGAAGAACAGAUUGAAAUGAGGAGACUACGCACGGAAAACCGACUCCUCCAUCAAAGGAUCCAGAACCUUGAAAAAGAGAAUGAGCAGCUCGCCGACAAACUCAUCCAGGGUCAGCUCUCCUGGGCCAUGGAGGCCGAGGAGGUCUAUGCCAUCCGUCGGGAGCUGGAGCAGACACGAAACGACCGUAACGCCGUCGCCAAGGACCUUGAAGGGGCCCAGACUGUCAUCAACGACCUCAGAGAAAAGACCAUGGAGCGAAUCUCGCAAGCGUCUUCUCGCUUCAAAGAACUCUUGCGGAGGGCUAAGAACGAACAGCCCUCGGCGUUGGACAAGGAGGUGGAAUCCGUGGUGAUGGAACUGCAGGAAGAAUUGAUCUCAGUCCGAUUAAAAGAAGCCGAAUCGGCGGAGUCUCUCAAAACUUUUAGCACCAAGAUUGAGAGUCUUGAAAAGAUCAAUCAGAAGCUACGGAAGGAACCUGGACAUUCCAUCGCCGCCCUGCAGGAUGAGCUGAUAGCGGUCAAACUGAGGGAGGCUGAGGCCAACCUCGCUCUUAAAGAACUCAGGGAAAAGGUCAGCGACCUGGAGUCGCACUGGCAGAGACACCUGGAGAAGGUGACCGGGAAGCAGAAAGGGUCAAACUCAAGACCCACAAUCCAACAGAUCACGGAGGAGCUCAUGUCAGUGAGGUUACGAGAAGCGGACACAGCAGCUGACCUUAAGGAGACGCAACAAAGGGUCAUGGAACUGCAAACACAAAACCAAAUGACGAGUAACCAGAUGAGGAGGAUAGAGGAAGAGAGGAUAGAAGUCAAACAAGAUCUUGAGGCUUGUGAGAAGAGAGAACAAGAACUUCAGAGGCAAUUUUACGAGGCUCAGAAAGAACUAUGCAAACUAGAAGCAAGGAGCAAAGAAGAAAUGAUCAACGUAAGGUUAAGAGAAGCAGAAGCCAAUGCAGAGUUGAUUGAACUCAGGCAACGGGUUUCAGGCCUUGAUAUUCGGAAUCAAGAGCUGAUCACCAAGAACUCAUUAAUACAAGCUGAGAGUAAUCACAGGGUUGAAGAACUCAAAGAUAGAAUCAUGGAGUUAAAGAGAGAGGUGGCUGUCUUCAAGAAGCGAGAGAGGCUACGAUCAGGAGAGAAGGCUGCCGACAUCGAAUGCGAGAUCGAGGAAGAUCCCGAGCUUCUACAACGCGAGCAACGAGUCCUAGAGGACGAAGCCAACCAAGAGGAGGUGAUGGGCAUCGAUAUCUCCAUCAUCGAAUCCGACAACGAUGAGGACAUCAUCGCUGAGAUCUCCGACGAGGAGGUCUUGCCGAAGGACGAACCACCUCACUCUCCUCUAGAAAGGAAAGAAAGCACUGUAUGAUGAUUGCUGAUCUUAGCGGUGCUUCGGCCAUUCCCACCACAUUCUAGAAGUUCAAUGAUGAGAGUUAUACCCUGGUGAUUGAAGGAGUCGGAAAGUUCUUGCCAUGUUAUUGAUUAUAUGAUAGACUGCAGAGUGGGACGAGGUUUAGGAUGUGAUGUGGAACUGCUGAAAGACAUCUUAGGGAUUUGUAGAUCAGAUUUUCAUGGAAUCCUUUUGAAUGAAAUUGCUUUUGUGAUUGCGGGCCAAGGUAAAGACUAGGACCACUAAAGGAUAUCGGAGGACAUAAGAAUGUGAUUCCCGUAAAUAUGCAUUCUGUCACAGAUAGGAUUUUAAAAGAUUUAUUUGACAGGAACAUCAUGCAUGCAAUAGAGCCAAGAACAUGGGUUUAGACUGAUUCUUCAAUAUGGAAACCUUGCUCGAUAUUGACAUAACAUUAAUGGAGACAAGUUCUCGUGGUUAGUGCACCCUCUA
Messenger RNA from Lytechinus variegatus (green sea urchin), 3632 nucleotides. Its product is annotated as EVI5-like protein. Bases 231 to 3161 code for a protein of 976 amino acids. The transcript is spliced from 19 exons. The record is from RefSeq and is a predicted model, not a curated record. NCBI's taxonomy places the organism in Eukaryota, Metazoa, Echinodermata, Echinoidea, Temnopleuroida, Toxopneustidae.